AUGAAAUCGGCUAAGCCGGUCAAUACACCGUUAGCCAAUCACUUCAAGCUCAGCAAACAAAGUUGUCCUACGAGUCAAGAAGAAAAAGAAGCUAUGGCAGGUGUUCCAUACUCCUCAGCAGUCGGGAGUUUGAUGUAUGCCAUGGUGUGUACUAGACCGGAUAUCGCUCACGCGGUUGGAGUUGUUAGCAGGUAUCUUUCCAAUCCUGGAAAGAAUCAUUGGGAAGCUGUGAAGUGGAUCUUGAGGUACCUAAAAGGCAGUGCAAAUAAUUCCUUGAGCUUCGAAAAAGGAAACCUAGUUCUUGAAGGUUAUACAGAUGCAGAUAUGACAGGUGACCUGGAUAGUAGAAAAUCUACUUCAGGGUUUGUGUUUACAUUUGCAGGAGGAGCUAUAUCUUGGCAAUCUAAAUUGCAGAAAUCUGUUGCCUUGUCGACUACUGAAGCAGAGUAUAUUGCUUUGACAGAAGCAGGAAAAGAAAUGCUUGGUUGA
Messenger RNA from Striga hermonthica, 489 nucleotides. The record is from the annotation of a GenBank genome assembly. NCBI's taxonomy places the organism in Eukaryota, Viridiplantae, Streptophyta, Magnoliopsida, Lamiales, Orobanchaceae.